GGAGAGAGGCGGACAGGAAGUUCCCGUGUAGGAAGAGGCGGGGCUCCCCUCGGUCACCUGACCCUGCUCCAGGCCCCUCCCCUGCCGGGGGUGUCAGGGCCCCCAUUGAAGGAGAGGGAGAAAAGAUCACUGCCAGGAACGCAGGAACACAGGGCCAAACAGGACAGACAGGGCAGGAAAGAUCAGGGCCCAAAAACGCAGAAGAAGAUGUUGGAGGACCAUCUCAGAGCCUCAGGAGAGAAGGGAGGAAGAGGAGCAUCCAGCCGUGUGCGGAAAGCAGGAUCGACAUCAGGAGAGCGAGCGAUCGGCCAGACGUGAAGCGCAGGAGGAGCAAGGAAGAGGAGAACGGGAUAGAGAGGAAGAGGCAGGUCUCGUCCAGUUUACCCAGCUAUGCCUCAAGCUCCUCUCCUUCCACUUCCAGCUGCGCCAGGACCCGAAACGCAGGUGGCCAUUAAGUAUGUGACGACCAACUAUUCAAAGAAACUUCUGAAAAUUCCAGGGCAGCCCCAGCCCCUGCCCCUGGAGGUGGCCCUGAUGGAGCUGGCGUGUGGGGCCCCCGCCUGCCCCCACGUCAUCCAGCUCCUGGCCUGGUUCCAGGAGGCCGGCCGGCUCAUCCUGGUGCUGGAGCUGCCCGCGCCCUGCCUGGACCUGGCCAAGUUCACCCGGCAGCUGGGCGGCCACCUGGAGGAGAGCCUGGCCCGGUUCGUCCUGCGGCAGGCGGUCGGGGCCUCCGUGCACUGCCUGGACCGGGGCGUCCUCCACCGGGACAUCAAGCCCAGGAACCUCCUCAUCCAGACCCAGGACCUCAACGUCAAGCUCAUCGACUUCGGCUGCGGGGACCUGCUCAAGGAGGCCCCUUACACACACUUUGCAGGGACGAGGCUGUACCAGCCCCCGGAAUGGGUGCAGGGGGGAGAGUACCGCGGCCGGCCUGCGACCGUGUGGUCCGUCGGGGUGCUGCUGUUCGCGCUGGUCUGCGGCCGUCUGCCCUUCGGCAGGGAGCUGGACAUCAUCGGGGCCGAGCUGCACUUCAGGGACGGGCUCUCCGACGAUUGCAAGAAUCUGAUUCGCUGGUGCCUGCGGAAGGACCCGUAUGAGAGGCCAGAUUUGCAGCAGGUUCUCCAGCACCAGUGGAUGACACGCUAGAGCGAGAGCUGGCGUGGGGUGGACUACAUUCAGGUCAAAAAUCCGAGAAACCUGAGUCAGUCAUACUUGGCAUUUUUCAGACGAGCCUGAAAUGCUUCAGAAUGCAACGACACAUGGAUAUUGGCAAGCACAAAUGGGACAGACACAACUUGUUAAACUGUCAAACUUGCUUCAUUACAUUACACGACAUUACAUUACAUUACGCCACAGGCAUUU
Molecule: messenger RNA, 1362 nt
Organism: Conger conger (European conger)
Lineage: Eukaryota; Metazoa; Chordata; Actinopteri; Anguilliformes; Congridae
Product: serine/threonine-protein kinase pim-2-like
Exons: 6
Coding region: 391-1146 (251 amino acids)
Biological process (GO): negative regulation of apoptotic process; regulation of mitotic cell cycle; protein autophosphorylation
Cellular component (GO): cytoplasm
Molecular function (GO): ATP binding; protein serine/threonine kinase activity
Source: RefSeq, a predicted model, not a curated record